CACCCUUCCUCUACGACAGAGCGGAGCUGCCUCCACCACCGGCAUUCCCAGUAUGCACCGCGGACAGCAGCAAAAAAUAGUCCGCUAACGAGAGGCUGAGAAAGGGGAACUAGAAAGGGUAGCGCACCAGCUAAAACCACGAGUUUAACUCUAUUUAACGCCACCGCAAUUGCUAACAUGGCCGACAACGAGAAACUGGACAACCAGCGGCUGAAGAAUUUCAAGAAUAAAGGCCGUGAUUUGGAGACUAUGAGAAGACAGAGGACAGAAGUAGUUGUGGAACUCAGAAAGAACAAAAGAGAUGAACACCUUUUGAAGAGGAGAAACGUGCCCCAUGAGGACAUCUGUGAGGACUCCGAUAUCGAUGGGGAUUUCAAAUCGCAAAACACCUCUCUUGAAGCAAUAGUACAAAAUGCCACCAGUGAUAACCAGGGCGUCCAGCUGAGCGCUGUGCAGGCUGCCAGGAAGUUGUUGUCCAGUGACCGCAACCCUCCCAUAGAUGACCUGAUUAAAUCUGGUAUCCUUCCUAUACUGGUUCACUGCCUGGACAGAGAUGACAACCCGUCUCUUCAGUUUGAGGCAGCCUGGGCUCUGACCAACAUAGCAUCAGGAACCUCAGAGCAGACCCAAGCUGUGGUGCAGUCCAAUGCUGUGCCACUGUUCCUCAGGCUGCUUCACUCUCCUCACCAGAAUGUGUGUGAACAGGCUGUCUGGGCCCUGGGCAACAUCAUAGGUGAUGGACCUCAGUGCAGAGACUAUGUGAUCAGCUUGGGUGUUGUCAAGCCUCUCCUUUCCUUCAUAAGUCCCUCCAUCCCCAUCACCUUCCUCCGCAAUGUCACCUGGGUCAUGGUAAACCUAUGCCGCCACAAGGACCCUCCACCCCCAAUGGAAACGAUCCAAGAGAUUCUUCCAGCUCUGUGCGUGCUGAUCCACCACACUGAUGUCAGUAUCUUGGUAGACACUGUGUGGGCGUUGUCCUACCUGACCGAUGCUGGGAAUGAGCAGAUUCAAAUGGUCAUUGAUUCUGGCAUCGUUCCUCAUCUGGUCCCACUGCUCAGUCACCAGGAGGUCAAAGUUCAGACCGCUGCCCUUAGGGCUGUUGGGAACAUAGUGACUGGCACAGAUGAACAAACCCAGGUGGUGCUCAACUGUGAUGCCCUCAGCCACUUCCCUGCACUCCUCAGUCACCCCAAGGAGAAAAUCAACAAGGAGGCAGUGUGGUUCCUGUCCAACAUCACUGCAGGCAACCAGCAGCAGGUGCAGGCUGUCAUUGAUGCUAAGCUAGUUCCUAUGAUCAUUCAUCUGCUUGAUAAGGGAGAUUUUGGAACACAAAAAGAAGCAGCCUGGGCCAUCAGCAACCUGACAAUAAGUGGGAGGAAAGAUCAGGUGGCACACCUCAUUGAAAAGCAUGUGAUCCCUCCAUUCUGCAACCUACUGACAGUGAAGGAUGCUCAAGUUGUGCAGGUUGUUCUCGAUGGUCUCAGUAAUAUUCUCAAAAUGGCUGACGAUGAGGCCGAAACCAUUGCCAAUCUCAUUGAGGAAUGCGGAGGUUUGGAAAAAGUGGAACAACUGCAGAAUCAUGAAAAUGAAGAUAUCUACAAAUUGGCAUAUGAAAUCAUUGAUCAGUUCUUCUCAUCUGAUGAUAUUGAUGAAGACACCAGUCUGGUUCCAGAGGCCAUUCAGGGCGGAACUUACGGCUUUAACUCAGCCAACGUGCCAGCCGAGGGAUUCCAGUUCUAGACGGCAUCUUGGGUAUUCUGGAGUUUUGUUCACGAUGCAGCACUCUGUUCAACAUUUAAAAAAUUAGGAGAGAAAGAGCGAGAGAGAGCGAGAGUGUGAGAAAUUUGAUCCAUUGUGCUUGGCUCGUGGGAUCCAUGGCUGCAUCUUAUCUGAGAGAAAAAUGUGUGGAUUUCAUUUGGCAUUCCAGAGGAACCAGCCCAAAUGAAGUUUGAGAUGGCGAGUGGGUGCGAGUGAGAAUGAGUGGCUACAUGUUGCAAAAAAGCGAAACAUCUACAUCGAAUGUGUUGAGAGACAUGCCGACAUAACUUCUGUUAUUGGAGCGGUCGUCUGGAAAACUACUUCAAAUGACAACAACAAAAAACAAAACGAAAAACUCGAUGUCUGCCCAGGGAAAACCAAGGACAUCCGAAAAUAAGAAAUCAAGAGAUCUUGAAACAAAAUGCAGAAAUGAGUAACUUUAAUUAUGAACUGAGAUGAACCACGAACCAUCACAAUUCUGCGGUCCUCCGACUAGAAGAGGGCGCCAUCCUCAAUGUGCCCCUCCCCCAAUCGGCCACGCUAUCAGACACGUGUGUGAAUGGACCCAUUGUGUAUGAAUGUCUGGACUCAGUGCUGAGGAGCCAGGUUCAUCUCCUCCAACGAGAUGCCCCCCGAUGGGGCGCCAUCCUCUCUCCCUGGUGGGCGGGGCCAGAAGUCCGGCUGCGCGUGUCGCAUGUGCGAGAGAAUGGACGGAUGAGUUGUGUGCUUGGCUGCGUGCGUGACUGGGAGUAUGCGAGUCUGGCUGAGAACGCAUGCAGAGUCGGGAAAAGACACCAAUACAACAUCUGAAGAGAAACAAAAUUAAAUGCAACAAUGAGGUUAGCAAAGGUUUCAGGAAAGAAAUUCUGCCUUCGAUAGAGGCUGAUCCUCCAAUCCCUGAAAGAAUGAACUUUGGAUAUAAAAAAUUGUCAUCACAAGGAUAUUUUUCUGUUUGUUUUGAGUUAUUGUUAAGUUAGUGUUAAUUGACACUGGACAAUGCUACUGGCUCGUGUGAAGCAGCGGUGCAUUGUAUUAAGAUGCAUUUGGUGGCUCUUCAGCUUUUCUUUUUGCCUCCAGUGUGUUCCUUUUUUAUGUUCCUUUUUUAUUUCAGCUUUUAGUUUUAUUGCUUCUGUAAAGGUGAUUGAUGAUCGUAUUCUACCCCACCACCAGAACCCUAACCUGCACACCAGAUAUGGGCUUGAUGCUGUGAAAUUCUUACACCAUCACUAGAGUCAAUCAAAUGACCUGUUCCUUCUGUGAUACUUAAUUAUUUUUCCUUCGAUUAACAGCAAAAUCACUGCUUUGCAGUAUUGUUGCCAUAGCUUUGACUUAUCACCAAGGGAGAAGAGAACAGUGGCCAUUUCACAUGGGAUUGUGAAUCAUAACCUUUGCAUGUACUAAACUAUAGCACAGUUAUUUUAGGGUAUUUUAGUUUCCUUAGGCUGUGGAUACAGUGUAAUUUUCAUUUUAAGUAAAACUGUGCUUAAAUGUUACAUGUGUCCCCUUCCCUCACCCCUCACUAGUGUCCAAUCUGCUAAAUAAUCUGUAUGGUUUUGCACAUGUACUGCAGAGUCAGGCCUGAAGUCUUUCUCAACGUGUGUUGAUUGGUUUCAUAGGUUUUGACCUGCCAACAACCUCGACAAUAUGCAUCACUCAACCACAAUCUUCGUUGUCUUUCUAUAGUGAUCCAGUUACUCUUUUAAGUGAUACUUGAGAAAAUAAUGACUUUAUUUCAGGAGCAGCAGGAAUUAAUCGAUGUAUCUCAGCUAGACUGCGAAAGGAGCGUAACCUCCCAUUUCUCAAGGUCGAAGGUCGUCCCACAUGUCAGACUCCAGUUGUCCUAAGUGGGAGAAUUAAUAAACCCAUGAACAAGUUUGCUGUAUGUUGCGGAGUCCUUAGCCCCACGAUCCUCCCUCCUUAUACCAGCUUAGGUGUACAAGCUUACCCUUUUCCAUUUUUUUGUGUUAACUUCAAACACUGUAGUAAAUGAUUACACAUUGUGCUCAUAAACCUUCUGUUAAACAUAGGGGUAUUUUUUGCAGCAUUCCUUGUUAGCAAACAUGUGGUUUCAAGUCUAAAAAUAUGAAAUGGAAGAAAAAGGUAGUUGGCCCGAAAACACUUUUUUGGGGGGGGAUAGACUACAGGAUAGGUUGUCUUCAAGAAAAUAAAUAGUGAAACCCAAACGGA
Messenger RNA from Betta splendens (Siamese fighting fish), 3945 nucleotides. It is a transcript of the gene kpna4, whose product is annotated as karyopherin alpha 4 (importin alpha 3). The transcript has 17 exons. The coding region runs from base 178 to 1740 and encodes 520 amino acids. Gene Ontology annotation, biological process: NLS-bearing protein import into nucleus. The record is from RefSeq and is a predicted model, not a curated record. Gene Ontology annotation, molecular function: nuclear import signal receptor activity; protein binding. Lineage: Eukaryota; Metazoa; Chordata; Actinopteri; Anabantiformes; Osphronemidae. Gene Ontology annotation, cellular component: nucleus; cytoplasm; nucleoplasm.